AUGAAAUUCUCUUCAGUUGUUCUCGCUGUCUUUGCCCUGGUUUCAACCGGCGUGGCCGACAGGGCAUGCACUCCCAGCUUUGACUAUUGCUCCGAUGUGCUACUGAAGGAUAAGGGCUUCACUGAGGCCGAUCUGAAGGAUGCUAUUAAUGGCACCGAUGUGGCAGAUCAGCCAUUGGAGAACAUUCUCUUUCACUGCAAGAAUCCAGGCAUCGUUGGCCACCCGAAGCUCUGCAGCAGUGGAUGCCAGGAUCCCAAGCAGGAGGGCAGCCACGGAUGCGAGGCGUAG
Molecule: messenger RNA, 288 nt
Organism: Penicillium malachiteum
Lineage: Eukaryota; Fungi; Ascomycota; Eurotiomycetes; Eurotiales; Aspergillaceae
Exons: 2
Coding region: 1-288 (95 amino acids)
Source: RefSeq, a predicted model, not a curated record